Messenger RNA from Anopheles nili, 2426 nucleotides. RefSeq names its product larval serum protein 2-like. Bases 54 to 2189 code for a protein of 711 amino acids. NCBI's taxonomy places the organism in Eukaryota, Metazoa, Arthropoda, Insecta, Diptera, Culicidae. The transcript has a single exon. The record is from RefSeq and is a predicted model, not a curated record.
ACUGUGCACGCGGGGCUGUGUGCAGCCGACUUGAAGCGACAAUACCGUACACGAUGCGAUCGUUCCUAGCGAUCAGCGUGGUAUGCCUGCUGGCUUGUGUGGCCAGCGGCUACUACAUGACGAAGGAGGUCAAGUACGCUGACAAGCCGUUCCUGGAGAAGCAGAAGGCCAUACUGGAGAUUUUCCAGCACAUCCACCAACCGGAGUUGCACACGCAUGUGUGGGAUGAGCAGAAGACGUUCGAUCUCGGAUCGUACAAGGAGCACUUCACGAAGCCUCAGGUCGUGGAGGAGUUCCUGCGCUUUUACCAGUACGGUAUGCUGCCGAUGGAGGAGAUCUUCUCGCUGUACAACGAGCAUCACCGUGAGCAGGCUGUCGCGCUGUUCCACCUGUUCUACUACGCCAAGGACUGGGACACGUUCUACAAGACGAUGGUUUGGGCACGGUUCCACGUGAACGAGGGCAUGUUUGUGUACGCCGUGACUGUGGCCGUGUUGCACCGUCAGGACAUGAAGGGUAUCGUGCUGCCAGCGCCGUACGAGAUCUAUCCGUUCUACUUCUUUAACGACGUCGUCAUCAGCAAAGCGCAACGGUACAAGAUGCAAGGGUUCUACCGCAUGAAGAAGACGGACGGUGUGUACAGUGCGUACAUUCCGAGCAACUAUACCGGUUACUACGUGCACAGCAACCCGGAGCAGCGCGUCAGCUACUUCAUGGAGGACAUUGGGCUGAACUCGUACUACUACUACUUUAACGCGGACUACCCGAGCUGGAUGGGUGGUGAGGAGUUCGGUCUGUACAAGGACCGUCGCGGUGAGUUCUACCUUUACCAACACCAGCAGUUCCUGGCCCGCUACUAUCUCGAGCGCUUGUCGAACGAUCUUGGUACGAUCCCGACCUUCUCGUGGUAUGAACCGAUCACCACCGGAUACUACCCGUACCUGCGGUACUACAACGGUGUUCCAUUCCCGGCCCGCGAGAACUACCACAACGGUUACACUGAGAAGCACGAGGUAGUGCAGGAGAUCACCGACUACGAGCGUCGCAUCAUGGAGGCGAUCGACUAUGGCUUCAUCAUCCUACCCGACGGCACGUACGUCAACAUCACGACCCCUGCUGGCGUGGAGUACCUGGGCAACCUGAUUCAAUCGAACGGUGACAGCGUGAACACGCGCUUCUACGGCUACCUCGAGAAGGUGGCCAAGUUCUUCCUGGGUGGGUCGUUCGAGAUGUUCAACGAGUUCCGUGCGGUACCGAGCGUGCUCGAGAAGUACGAGACCGCGAUGCGUGAUCCGGUGUUCUACCAGUUCUUCAAGCGCGUGAUCGGAUUCUACUACCGCUACCUGGACACGCUGCCGAGCUACAAGUACGACGAGGUCAACUUCGCUGGGGUGAAGCUCGAGAGGAUCGAGAUGGACAAGCUGGUGACGUACUUCGAUAACUUCGACGCGGACAUCACGAACGCCGUCGAUGUGGAGGUGUUCGACGACAGCUCGAUGAAGGCUGGCGAGAUGAAGAAGUUCGGCAAGAUGGCGCACUACCAGGGCGAGGAUUUCGUGCUGUAUUCGCGCAUGCCCCGUCUGAACCAUCUGCCGUUCUCGUUCAAGCUGAACUUGGUCUCGGACAAACCGCAGAAGGCCGUCGUUUUGGUGUUCCUCGGCCCGAAGUACGACCAGUACGGUAACGCGUAUAGCGUGAACGCGAACCGCGAGAACUUCUUCCAGCUCGAUCAUUUCCUGGUCGAUCUGGUGGCGGGACCGAACGCGAUCACUCGCAACUCGCAGGACUUCAGCUGGUUCGUGAAGGACCGCACGACGUACUUCGAGCUGUACAAGCAGGUGAUGCAGGCGUUCAACGGAGACUACAAGUUCCCGCUCGACAUGUCCGAGGCUCACUGUGGCUUCCCGGCUCGUCUGAUGCUGCCCAAGGGCAAAAAGGGUGGCAUGCCAUUCCAGUUCUUCUUCAUGGUCACGCCUUACCACGCGCCUAAGGUAGAGCGCUUCACGGGCUACGAUAGCACUGUGUCCUGCGGAGUCGGAUCCGGAGCACGAUACGUGGACUCGCUGCCGUUCGGAUAUCCGUUUAACCGCAAGAUCGAUGAGGCUGCAUGGUUCACGCCGAACAUGGCUUACUACGAGGCCAUGAUCUACCACAAGAGUGAGACCGAAGUGAACUCGGUCGUUGUCUAGAAAGUGAUUUGAGAUUGAAGGUGGCUUACGGCGAACAUACAUGAAUAUAUACAUUCUUGUAACAAAAAAAAACAAAAUUGCCUUAUGUUACUAAAAUAAGUCGUACUAAUUGCACCAAGAGUAUGGUUUCAAGCUAUGAAGAUCGGAGCUUUAAUUUGGUUAAAAUACAAGAAGUAAUGUUCCAGUAAUGUUCCAGCUUGAAUUUGGGAGGAGAGAAACAUCGCACUUGUGACAUGA